Dermacentor albipictus is the source of this 807-nucleotide messenger RNA. Its product is annotated as spore coat protein YeeK-like. NCBI's taxonomy places the organism in Eukaryota, Metazoa, Arthropoda, Arachnida, Ixodida, Ixodidae. The record is from RefSeq and is a predicted model, not a curated record.
AUGGGCCGUGCGCCGAAGAUACUACGGGUUUCAUUGUUUCUUCUACUCUGUUCGUGCGAAUCAACGCUGUGCAAAGAGAGCAAUGAUCGUUUGCAAGAGUCCGUCGCCAUAGCUACGUCGGAAACGAAAGCGGUGGAAAGCGAAAGUCAGCUCAACAACGAUCUCGUCGCCCUAGAGACGGGCUACGGGGGUUACGGAGGCCACGGAGGUCACGGUGGUUACGGAGGUCACGGCAGCCACCACGGCGGUCACGGAUACGGGCACGACAACCACGGCUACGGCCAUGACAGCCACGGUCACGGCAACAAGCACUACGGGGACCACGACAGCGGUCACUACGGUGGCCACGGCCACCACGGAAACCGCGGCUACGGAGGCUGGGGAGGGAGCCAUCAUGGCGGCCACUCCAACCACGGUGCCCACGGGCAUCACGGCCACAGGCACGGACACUGGAAGCACCACGGUCAGCACUGGAAGGACCGCGGCUAUGGCCACGAACGCAAGUGGGGCUGGGACAGAGGGGGUGGGAGCCACGGAGCAUACGGGGGACAUGGCGAGGGCCACGACCACUGGGGUCACCAUGGCAACAGGGACCACUAUGGGGGACACAAGCACGGCCACCACGGGCACGACUCGUACGGCGACCACGGUCAUUACGGAGGACACAAGCGGGGACACUACGGCGGCUCCAACCACGGGCACGGUCACCACGGCUACGGGCACGGCAACAGAGGGUACGGCCACGGCCACUACGGCGGACACAAGGGACACUACGGACACCAUGGAGGAGGCUACGGGCAUGGUUAG